Tilletiopsis washingtonensis is the source of this 1412-nucleotide messenger RNA. RefSeq names its product putative Cdk1-cyclin-dependent kinase 1. Bases 271 to 1161 code for a protein of 296 amino acids. Gene Ontology annotation, biological process: signal transduction; regulation of G2/M transition of mitotic cell cycle; protein phosphorylation. Gene Ontology annotation, cellular component: cytoplasm; nucleus; cyclin-dependent protein kinase holoenzyme complex. The record is from RefSeq and is a predicted model, not a curated record. Gene Ontology annotation, molecular function: cyclin binding; ATP binding; cyclin-dependent protein serine/threonine kinase activity. Lineage: Eukaryota; Fungi; Basidiomycota; Exobasidiomycetes; Entylomatales. The transcript has 7 exons.
GCUCACCUCAAGCGCGGCAAGGGCAAGGAGACGGCCACCGCCGCACGUCUACGCGCGCCGCUCCAUUCCCUCUCCCACCUCCAUCGUCUCACAAGCACUCCCAACUCACGCUCAAGCACACACCUCACGACUCCUCGUCGCGCCCAGCUUCUGCUCACAUCUCGCGCCGCUGUCACUGCGCCUCGCUCCGUCCGCCGCGAGCCGCCCGCUCCUACCCGCACCCGCGCCCGCCUCGGCACCGCGCCGCGCCUGCUGCGCGCCACUGCUGCCAUGGAGAACUACCAGAAGAUUGAGAAGGUCGGCGAGGGCACGUACGGCGUCGUGUACAAGGCCAAGGACCUGACGCCCGGCGCCGGCGGGCGCAUCGUCGCGCUCAAGAAGAUCCGCCUCGAGGCCGAGGACGAGGGCGUGCCGAGCACGGCAAUCCGCGAGAUCAGCCUGCUCAAGGAGCUCAAGGACGACAACAUCGUCCGGCUGCUCGACAUCAUUCACCAGGAGUCCAAGCUCUACCUCGUCUUUGAGUUCCUCGACCUCGACCUGAAGAAGUACAUGGACAAUGUCGGCAGCACCCCGGACGGCCUGGGCCCGGACAUGGUCAGAAAAUUCACGUUUCAGCUCAUCCGCGGCAUCUACUACUGCCACGCGCACCGCAUCCUGCACCGCGACCUCAAGCCGCAGAACCUGCUGAUCGACAAGGAGGGCAACCUGAAGCUCGCCGACUUUGGCCUCGCGCGUGCCUUUGGCAUUCCGCUGCGGACAUACACGCACGAGGUCGUGACGCUCUGGUACCGCGCUCCCGAGGUUCUCUUGGGCUCGCGGCAUUACAGCACGGCCAUCGACAUGUGGAGCGUGGGCUGCAUCUUUGCGGAGAUGGCCAUGCGGGCACCGCUCUUCCCCGGCGACUCGGAGAUCGACGAGAUUUUCCGCAUCUUCCGGACUCUGGGCACGCCGACGGACGAGGAGUGGCCGGGUGUCAAGAGCCUGCCCGACUACAAGUCGUCGUUCCCGCAGUGGAGCGGCGUGCCAUUGACAAAGGCCGUGCCCGCGCUCGACGGCCACGGCAUCGACCUGCUGCGCGGCAUGCUGGUCUACGACCCGGCCGGACGUGUCAGCGCCAAGCGGUGCCUCGACCACCCGUACUUCCAGGCUGCGGCCGCGUGAGCUGCGCCAGCUCCAUCACUCCGCCUCUCCUCGGCCGCGCCCCGCAGGUGGCCCUCUUCUUUCCGCAUGAGAAUCCCUCUCCUGCCUCAGUCUCUCGCUAUUGUCUUGUGCUCACUCUUCUACUCAACCCGAUCGGCUCCCCCAUGUAUCGCAUCCCGCUCACCAUCUAUCCUCAUGGCCGCGCCUGUCACGUCCGACUGGCCGCGACGCAGCCGCCUCACGGCACAUCUGCACUAUAUGCGUCAUCGCGA